Messenger RNA from Phytophthora sojae, 1508 nucleotides. RefSeq lists its product as hypothetical. The record is from RefSeq and is a predicted model, not a curated record. Gene Ontology annotation, biological process: DNA repair; negative regulation of transcription by RNA polymerase II; chromatin remodeling. Gene Ontology annotation, molecular function: transcription corepressor activity. The transcript has 5 exons. Bases 1 to 1476 code for a protein of 491 amino acids. NCBI's taxonomy places the organism in Eukaryota, Oomycota, Peronosporomycetes, Peronosporales, Peronosporaceae. Gene Ontology annotation, cellular component: nucleus; NuA4 histone acetyltransferase complex; Swr1 complex.
AUGAGCGACGUGGCGCAGAUCUUGGGGCUCGCUGGCCCCAAGUCGGGCGCGAAUGGGGCGGCGGCGAGUGAACUGGACCAGCUGAAGCCCACGGGGGCGUCGCCGGCCGUGCGCGGCAAGCAGAGCGGCGGUGCCAGCAAGCAGAAGAAGCUCACGGGCAUGCAGCGCGAGGUGCUGGAGCUGCUGGAGAGCAACCACCGCGCCAGCCACGCGCUGUACCAGGGCUUCGGCAAGACGACUCUCAAGCAGAAGUGGCAGGAGCGCAAGAAGUCCCCGGCCGUCAAGUGGCUGCGCAAGUCCUUCCGGAACCCGGCGCGGGCGGGGCUGCCGGGUGAGAGCGGAGAGGAGGGACUGGUGCUCACCCAUUGGGGGAAGGCCCACGUGGAGCAGCCCGACUACGUGUUCGCCAGGUUUAACGUCAAGUGCGAUACGACCAGCUACACGGACGAGGAGUACGAGGCGGCGCUGGCGAACCACCUGGACCCGAUGAUGAAGUGGACCAAGGAGGAGACGGAUCUGCUGCUGAAGCUCUGCCAGCGCUUCGACCUGCGGUGGGUCGUGGUUACAGACAAGUACAACUCAAAUCCGAUCGCGAAAAGCGCUCCGCGGUCUAUGGAAGAUAUUAAGUAUCGCUACUACGAAGCGACUCGACUUCUAUCUGAAUACCGGGACAAGAAGACGAGAGGUGAACUUGAAAAGAAGGCAGCAACCGGGGGCGCGACCAGUACGCCGUCAACGCCGGUGCUGGAUACACCUGCCUCCUCUACAUCAGAGCACUACAGGUUUAAUAUCGCGUAUGAGAAGCAGCGUAAGAGGCAGCUGGAUCUCACGUUUUCUCGGACUGCCGAGGAGGAGAACGAGAUUCGCCGUCUAAAUGACGAGCUGCGCGGUGUGGAGCAACAGCUCAAGAAGGUGGCUGUUAGAGCGGACCCGAAGAGGAAGAAGGAACUCGCCGAUGUUCCUUACGAGAUCAAGCGCACGCUGCCUACAGGCGUAAUUUUGCGAAGCUCGUUGCUCGCGCUUCCGCAGCAGAAGCAUGCGCUCAGCGCAAAGUUGUUGAAGAAGCUGCAGCUUUUUCUCGACGAAAUGGGUGUUCCAGCUCGACCUAUGCCUACCAAGCCUGUGUGUGAAACCUUCGACAAGCUGCGCCAAGACGCCGUGGGCCUGUUGUCACUGCGCAAGCACCUAAAGAGCAAACAAAACGAGGUUCAAGCACUUCGUGAACGAUACCACGCGCUGACUGGUAAGGAGUACAAGCCGAUUACUACGCCUGUCACUCUAUCCGAGCGACCGGGAGAUGCUGCACUGCCUGAUGGAAGCAGCUCGGCAGCUUCAGCGGCGGGCCACGCACAAAGCACAAUUAGUAAAGGCAAGACGUCAAAGCACUCGGAAAAGGCAAUCCGUGCAGCCAAGCGACGCAGCACCAGUGGCCACCCAGGUCUCUCUGCCAAGCGCAACAAGAAAGUCCCGCAUUAACUUGUUACGCACUAAUGUCAUCCAUUACCACC